Molecule: messenger RNA, 9694 nt
Organism: Topomyia yanbarensis
Lineage: Eukaryota; Metazoa; Arthropoda; Insecta; Diptera; Culicidae
Exons: 8
Coding region: 263-5680 (1805 amino acids)
Source: RefSeq, a predicted model, not a curated record
AUUGUGAGUGUGAUUGAAUCAUUAUGUAUUGCGAGAAAGUUGUCUACAAGUGAGCAGUACUGAAGCAAAAAAAAGCUUUUUAAUGAUUGUGAGUGGAAACUUCAAUUAAGCAAAAACCUAAUCAACAACAAAAGCAAACGGAAAUAAAAGAGUGUUUACCUUCGACACCGAACACGAAAGAGGUGGAAAAGCAUCGAAGAGCCGUUCGGUUUCCGAGAACGCGCUAACACCGAACACUAUACUGGAGAUAAUGUAGCACGAGAUGUCGGCCCUUCGCAAAUCAGCAUCGUUCCGAUCGCGGAUACCGGUGCGAAGAAGUCGGGUCUCCACCCGGCGCUGUGUUAGUCCACAGCCGUCGAUGUCAACGGUGACCAGUACCGGUUCGAUCUACUGUGGCAGUGAGUAUGGUCCCGCAGAAGGAACCGAUGCCGGUCCCAACGCCGGUAGACAGUGGUACGAGCGACGGUACUCAUCGACCAGUUAUUCCAGCAGCGACGAGAGCCACGAAUCGGAGGUACCACUGAAGCUGUUGCUCCAGCAGACGGUACCAGCUACCGGUGAUGAACGUGAUAGGGUCCGGAACCACAUUGCCAAUCUGAGUGUUUCCACCGAUGCCAUCAGCCUGGACGGGCUGCUGGAUUGCGUCAGUAGCGGAAGCUUCUCCAGUCCACCCUCGCCGAAGGGUUCAAAACCGCACCCGGGCUCAAACAUUUACCAAAACGACCCUCGUCCGUUCCAAACGAGCCAGCAGAAUAAAGACGGCAAACUUUCAUCCAGCUUCGAUUCGCUGGAAAAACUAAAUCUAGCCCUGGAAACGCUGAAAAUAACCGACACAUUUCACGCAGAGAAACAGGCAGUUAACCAGCGCUAUGAAAAUCAUCUUAACGACAAAGGACCCGACGAGCGGCAAACGGAAGCGGAUCUGCAAAAACAGCAAAAGCUAAGCGAUUGGUACUACAUCAAAUCCAGUCCCAAGCACAAAAUGAACAAAGCACCCGAUAGUCCGUGCGUUGAGCGUCGAAAACGUCGGAUUAUUACGACAAAAGACCAACCCCCACCACUGGCAACCAUCGCUUCGGCACCUGAUGCCGCGGAACGACUAGUACCACCAGCAGCUUCCACCACCUCCAGUGGUAUCACACGGCAAGGGCAAGUGCUGCUGACAAAAGUUUUAAUUGCCAGUAAAUAUUCUGCCGAAUUGAGUCGAGAAACGACUGUAGCAGGCCACAAGGAAAAUGAUUUCAACUAUACACGGCAGCCACCCAGCUCAAAGUUACCAAACAACGAUAAAUUGCCGUCCUUGCUCCCGGAUGGGAGGAUUCCCCGUGGUAUCGGUUGCGGAAAUACGAGCGACCACGUGCUCCCACCCCUGAAACCUACCGCAAUGCGACCCGGAGGCUGUCAGAGGUCAUCCUCGCCACCCACCGCAAUGGCAAUAAAUGACAGAGAACUGUCACCCCCGGUCAUGAACAAAUGUUUUAACAUUAUAAAGCGCACUGCGCGACCCGGUCAUCAACGGUCCUGGGACCUGGACAACAGCAGACUGACAAAGACUGCUGUUGCACUAUCGCUUGGUGACGAUAUCGCCGGCACCAACAGCAGCUUCGAACUCAAGCCGGAUUCUACUGGCCACAGCGGAUCGGAUCGAUUUUCCCCCUAUUGUCAGCGCAAACAAAUGCAGCCUCAACUCCACGGGACACCCGUUGCUAAAUCAAGGCAGAAUAUUUAUGAAAAUUUUCCAGCAAAUCAAGCACACUUGCCACCGCCACUGUCACGAACCGAAACGGGUCAGCAGCGAACGGGUGGCAUUGCUGACGGUCACUCCUUGCCAGUCGGUGGCAGUUGCACCAAUCUCAAACAGGCACAGUUCCCGCAGCCGUACGACAUCGAGGACGCAGAAGUGUUUCAGCUGAAAAAUGCACUCAAACGGCCACUUCCGAGAACACCGAUACUGCCUCCGCUGACGACCAAUGUGGUGGUCACAUCAUCAUCUCCAGCAACCAUCGAGUAUGGCGAAGAGGAUAAUCGCAACAAAAGUUCAUUGACCAGGUGCUAUCCAACAAAAACCAACCAGCAGCAGCAUCAGCAACACCAAAUCACAACACCAACCUCCUACCGGACGGAAUACGAACUAUCCGGUUCGUACGUGUCGCUCGAGUGUCCCUCGCCACCAGGACCGCCAGCAUGUCUCGCGUCGGACAGCCGGCGAGAUCCGCAGGCCCGACUGAUUCGCUACCUGAAGACACUGUACACCGAGCUGGCCCUAAAGGAACCGGUACUGCCAACCUGGGUUCAACCGGUCGCACCCGGAGCUCUGUGUCCGGCCCGGUUGGAGCCCGAACUAAGACUGCACAUCCAUUCGCACGGUUUGAAUGAGUGUAUUACGGUGGAUCAGAUCCUGGCCGCCGUUCAGACAAAGGACGGUCCAUUUCUGGAAGCCCCUCGUCGGGUGCUCAUCGAAUGUCCCCCAUGGGUUACGCGAAGUGCCCUGGCUCUCCGGAUAUUGUAUGCAUGGAGUCGAGAACCACCCUGGCCUCCACGAGGUCAACCUGUAGCGUUAGCUCUUUUUAUACCAUUAAAUGAACUUAAGGGAUCGUUAGCACAUUACGUAGGCAAGGAACUGUUACCUCGUGGUUCGCCGAGUCCAUUUGCGUCCGGGUUCGGUGGUUUCACUGCUGCCUGGAACACCCUUGAAUCGCUCAAGAGUAAGCUGCUUAUCAUACUGGAUGGGUACGACGUGCAGAAUAAAUCCCGAAAGAGUAAAUCGUUGCAAAAAGAUAUCACCGAUCUGCUGGAGGGAAGACUAUUUCCCGAAGCACGGGUGAUUCUGAUCAGUGUGACAUCGUCAUGUGGCGAAUUGCUACCGCUAAUGCAACGACAUGUGACCUUCGAAGGAAUUGCCUGGGGUCGUUCAGUAUCCCUACUCGGUGGUGGACAGUGGGGAGCACCAACUAGAUUGGUCGAUUGUGUACAAAAUUGUCGUCAUCUUAGAAACAUAGCUAGAACCUCGCUAGGCUGUUUAGCGAUUUCGGCAAUAUAUGGUUCUAACGGAGGUGACUUACUGACAGAUGAAAUUGACGUUAUUGCCUCUGUUUUCAACUGCGUUGCAGCCAAUUCUUCGCAUACCCAGGUGACGGAACUGGGACGGUUAGCACUAUUUUGUCUAAAAACUAAACGGUCGACUGUUACUUCGGCUGAACUGAAAAUGUACUGCUCAUCGCCAGAAACCAACAUCAUCGGAUGUUUAGAUAAAGCACCAGCCUUCGGUAGAACUACUAGAAGAAAGUCCGAAUUCCAGUAUACAACCAUCUGUCCGGGUAUCGCAGAGUUCUUAGCAGCCAACUAUCUUGUCUCACUAGCCAGCCGACCUGGAUUACUGGCAGCGGAAGUCGCGGGACUCGCCAUCGGAGAUGAAGUCGAACCAGAAAUUCUUAAAGUUCUUACUUACGCUAUGUCGUUGCUGGGACCCCGUGCACAUUCGCUUCUCUCCAAACUAACCCCGCUGUGGUUAAGUCCUCAGACUAUCUUCUCCCUAGCACUAGCUGGUGGAGAAACCGAAGCCAACCUCACAGCUCUCUGUGAAAUUCUAGGUAUUUCAAAAUCCCCUCCAAUACCGCCGCUGGAAGCCAAACCCAUAUGGGUUCAAAUCAAAUCGGCCCCAGGUGAGUUGCAAGGCUGGGGUCUGGCACUCAAAAGCCCCACGUGUACACUGAAGAACCUUGAACUAGUCUAUCAAAUUGAGAAAAAUAUGCUACUGGAAUCGCGUAACGUAAUGGAUAUCUUCCUAGACGCCUUGUCCAAGAACGAGAGUGUCACGACACUUCGGAUCACUUCAUUGAUCGAAAAUGAAGUACGUGAUUCGGAUAUAAAUUAUCUAGCUACAUGCAUAUCGAAAGCUAUACUAAAACCAAGACUGGAAAGCUUCGAGCUUAUUCUUACGUUACUGGAAGAAGAUCCCCCGAUUCUCAAGCUACAAUCUGUAGUGACCGGCCUUUGCAGAUCUAUCCCACGGCAGCCGAAGCUUAGCAAUCUAAUCCUGGACCUUGGACUGUGUACGUCACAGUUAGUCCAGAUCUGUUCCAUGCUGGAAAAGUGCCCACACGUAACCCGUUUGUCAUUUCCGCACCUUCGUUGCGAGCGAGGAGCUGUAGGCGCCCUUGCCAGUUUGCUGACCGCCCGGCCUCUGUCAUAUCUAGCCCUUGCGUCUAGCUGGGGUGCUCGUGAUGAUCCACCUUCUUCCAGUGGUGUAAGCAUGGGUUCAGGCUCCGGCAGUAGCUCCGGUAACUCUGGUCUCAUCAAGCAGUCCUCCCUGACCGGAGCUCCAUCGCCACGAUCCUAUCCAACCGGAAUAUUCUCAUCACUGCCCCGAGGAGUCCUUAAUUCCACUUCCAAUAUGGGUCGAUCGGCAACACUGCCGCGUCAACCAAUGGAAGGUCCACCGGAUAAGCGAAGCACCGAUUCUGUUAUUUCACGAACUUGGUAUCCCACGCCAGCUUGUGACGGCGGACCUCAUAAUUCUGGAACUCUUCAUGAGCUACUGCUGGCAGCACGAGAUGCCUAUUCACGUCUCCACGGACUUGACCUCAGUAAAGCUCAACUCUCGCUCGAGGAUUCCAUGUGUCUAGGUGAAACUGUACGCGUUUCUACUACUCUCCACUCGAUUAAACUGGAGGGUGCCUCCCGGUUAAGCGAAAUUCUACCGACAGUGUUGGGCGCCAGCGAAUCGCCUACCUUACAAAUGCUAAGCCUUGGAUCACCCCGAAUCGCGCUGGAGGAUGCCGCCGUUGGAAUGUCAGCACGUGCCUUGGGUAGUUGCAUUACGCUUAGACUGCUUAGUUUAGAUGGCUGGAGUUUCAGGAUAGAUAAUAUCGGAACGUUGGCUUCGGUUCGUGGCUUUCUGUCGCUCACAUCGGUUCGCGAACUGGGACUCAAUAAUUGUCGAAUGAAUUUGUCCAUGUUCAAGAGUGAUCUCGUUAUGACUAGCUCUGCUUAUGAGUGCCGGUCGGUGGUUAAUCUGAAGAUGGCGAAUGCACAGGUUAUUUUCGCUGAUCACGUUUCAAUGAAAGGGCCUCACGUUCUGCCAUAUUUGAUUGGUUUUGUGAAUCUACGUGAGCUGGAUCUAUCCGGUCCGGCACGGACGGGUUUGGGUAGUAAUUCAUCCACUCCACUGAUACUUUCCGAUAAGGACAUCAUUGGUUUCUUCGCUACGCUUAAUGCGAACUUUAGCUCUCUCAACACCCUAAAAAUAUGCAACUGGAUCAUACAUCUGGAUGAUGCUCUACGCACAUUAAAAGCAGUCUCAAAGUUGUUCAAGUCCAGCCCGAUAAGUCACAUCAAGAUUGACGGCAUAAUCGUGCUCGAUCGACCGAAGAAACAACGGAUCGAGUCACUUUUUAUGCAUGCUCUGUUGGGAUCCUUGCCCCAGCUACGGUGGAUGGGAAUUACCGUUACCGGGUUAAGUGAGGCGCAGAUCACGGACAUCGGCAGCUACUGUGCGGACAUACGUGGAAUGGAGAUCGACGUGAGACUGUGCGAUUCGACGAUCGAAAAUGCAAGAUUAAUGACCCACUCGCUCGGAUUGGACGGGAAAUUCGACAUACGGGUGUCAACGUUCGGCACGUCCAACAGCAUCCUGAUCCACAUCGAGAAAACCUCCACCAAGAGUGUCUCCCGCAAGUAACUACCGGUACCACCGCUCAGUGGUACUUCAUUCGACGGAAUUGAAACAGCCAAUAGAGGACGGAUAUUGUGGGAACCGCACACUGUCGAGUCUCGUGAAAACAGGAAUUUGAAAGGAAAUAGACUGUCAUGCGAAUAGUGGUGGCUUAUAGAGAGAAGAAAAAAAACCACAAUGACAGCAUAAUAAUGUAUUCAUUCUGAACGGAACGGCAUGCAAUGGCGAAUGGCACGCAAUGCUACCCAUAUAUUGCUACUACUUUAAAUACUAUCGAUGUCUUUUUACGCAUUUAUGACGGCUAUUUAUCGAUUUAACCAUGGGUUUCGCCUAGAGAAACUGAGUGCUAGAGAACAACGGAGAGGGAAGCUGCAUUGUUUGACAAAAUAUCCAAAGUUAUCAGGAUACAUGUACUGGUUUUUGAUUGGUUUCGGUUUUGGCAAACUCAACGAAUGAUCCAAAAUGCCCAAUCUCCGCUGUUCUUUUUCAAGCAGUUUUUUCUAGUUUCCCCCAGCAUUUCAUCUUCACGAUUUUUGUCAUCAAUUCAACGCGGCUAAUGUUUUUCAGCGUUCACAUAUUAAAAGUGACAGAACUGAGAUUGUUAGAAGAUGUUAACUGUUUGUGUUAGCAGAUUUGAAAUAAAAACUCCAAAACUCCUGGUGUUUUGUAAGUAUUAACAUUAUUCACAGAUCUGCGACUGAAUGUAGUUUUUUUUAUGCUAGCUAGGAAAGCAUGAAUUAUUUCAAACAUCAAUCAUUGUAUCAUGUCAACCCUCCGGAAGUCCGAUAGCUCUAAGACGAUUUCGCUUCAAUUUCAAAACGUGCAAUACAUACGUAGCUUUCGAAGGGGAGAACAUGCGAAAUCUAACAAAAGCAAUAGAACAGCACUGAGGAAAAUAGCAUUUUUGGUAUACCUAUACACUGACGUUGGCGUGGGAAGACGUUAUUAAAAUAUAAGUUCCAAAGUAUUAAAUUUUAGAAUACAGCUUAUAAUAAUUCUUAUCUUCGGAGACAUUCUUGUAAUCUUUUUUGAGGAGUAUAUUCGAGUAAAAAGAGGGUAUACGAAGGGAAUCCGCGUGAGCGAUAGCACAGUGAACGGAUAUUUUUGUCCGAAAAUGCUGUGUAAACAUUCUAAAGGAAAUACGCUAUAAAUCGACAUCACCAAUCAUAACCUCUUCUAAUUGCAACUAUUUUCUGCUGCGCCAGUUAUUUUUCCUUCCAAUGCAUUAAAAAUUUUACUGGAACGUCACUUAACAGUGGAGAUCAACGAAUCAACUGGGCAUCAUUUAGGUUACCAAUCCGGAAGUACAAGUUAAAAUCAUCGGUAGAGAUAUGUGUUAGGCACUUUAAAACGAGAUUGAUGUCAUUGAUGUAAAUUAGGAAUAUGAGAGGUCCAAAGUGACUUCCUUGUGGUAGCUAUUUCAGAGAUACCAUCUCCUAAUUUAACUGACAUUUCGCAAUCAUCUGGAUACGCAUCUAGCCAGUCGAAGAACUUUCCAUGGAAACCGAGACGCUUGAGUUUCGCUAUAGCGAUUUCCUGAUUAAUUUUGUUAAAUGGAGCAGACAAAUCGGUGUAAAUUGCAUCCAUUUGAUAUUCUUUCUCCAUCUUUUGAUUUUUUUUCCUUUGAUGUAGGAUGUAUGACAAACUAGAAUAAUAAACACAUUGUUUGAAGAUUGUACCCAAAAAGGCAAUGAUUUACAUUACAAAAUUUGAGGGUAUAUUCUUUUAGGUUCCUUUCCAAUUCAACACAUCACGACACUAAUACACAUCCAAACAAAUUGUCAGAUUUUAUGUUACCAGGUGGCAUAGCACCGAGCGAAGGAACGAAACCCUUCACACUCGACAAUCACUUUUGAGAACAUUUUCACAGUUUCUGACAGCUUAUAGCACCAUACUUCACCAUUUUUUUGAUGAAGCGGCGCGGGACAAUGUUUCUCCUCUAGUUCCAACUCAAAGUAAUUAUCACAAUACAGACAAAAAAAGUUAUAACGAAACAAAGCUGCACAGUGUUUCGCAUCUGCAAUGCCAGAUGUGACGACGUCUUCAUUUUGAAGAUAUUUGAAAUGCUGUGGAGACACAGUGUAGAUAUUGAAGACUAUUUUUCCGGAGAUCUGGCUGGAAUCUGAUUUAAAACCAAUAACCGAUUCCGAAUCCACAAGACAAAUAGACAUUUUUAUUGAAUGUGAAGACAUUGGAAACUUGUAUCUGGUAUUUCUGUUUCCCAUUCAAGUUAAGUUUGUAACGGCCGGCUAGCACAGGCUUUGCAUGCAAACUUAGGUAGAAUCGAAAAUGCGAAUACGAGGUAGUGAUUGUUAACAUAUUUUUAUUUGAACGUUUACACAAGUUUUUCGAAAAAAAAUCUAAUUUUUAUAUCUGUUCUCUAUUGUAAAACUUUACAAAAAUGCUAUUUCCCUUUUCGCUGUACUCUUUCUCCAAAGCAAUUACUCCUAAUACUUAGCUUGUCAUAAUUUAAUGUAGCAAUUAUCGUCUUUCUGGAUUAUUUCGGUGCACUCAGCAUGAUUCAGUUUCGAGCACCAACUUGCUAUCUCUCUUCAACCUAUACGAUCUGGCUCAAUCCAAAUGGCAUAAUAUUAAAGAAGACAAUAUUAAAAUUUACAAAGUUGUUGAUUCAAACCAACCAGACAUUGAAAUAAAAUUAAAAAACUUCUAAAGUGUAAUUUGAAAAGUCGUUGAGUUUGACUUUUCUUGCAGAAAAGUAGUAAAACAAACUUUACCUAACUCAAAGUUAGUCAUUGGAGAAAGAGAGAUAGAUCCAAUAUUUAGAAAAGGAUAAAACACAACACUGCUAGGUUUAUCUGUUUGUGUACCAGCAGAAAACGGUUCAUGUACGUCGUUAUGUUUGUUGCAUUUUAGACGAACCUGAAAUUUUACGAAGUAAAUAGGAUAAUAGAUAUUUUAUGUGAAACAUAAAGAUAUAUUUUGAGAUUGAGAAGAUAUUUUUUAGCAAUCAAAAAUUGAACCUGUGGGAAGCACAAAUUUAAUCUGUUAAUAUUGGUUCAGCACAAUAAAAUAUAUUUUCCCGGUGAAACAGGAUUGGAAAUCCGUGAACCUAAUAUUUGUUCGAACACGGUUCGGCUCGCAACCCAAAAGAUUUGGCUUCCUUAAUUGUAUCGACCUAAAACGUUAAGUAAAUAGUAAACACACAUAUUUUACGCGAUUAAAUCAUUGACAAUUGAAAAAAGUAUAUAGUUAUUUAAAAUUGUAUAGGUUUUAUUUUUUAGUGUGACGCAUACGCAUAUAGGCCAAAUGUGCUAAUUUGUUGAACGAAAAAAGUAUUUAUUGGAACGGUAGAAAAAGUUACAAGAAAUCAAAGCCGCUGUUGAAAAAAAACAAUGUAAUCGAUGUAGUGUGUUUAUAACAGAAGAUAAGUGAAUUCAAAGCAACCCUGUUCACAGUGUAUUUUUAUUUGUAAAUUAACGGACAAACUUUGCGGUAAGCCUGUGAAAUCACUAAUAAAAAAUAAUAUUGUAAUGAUUAUGUACGCCUAACGAUGUCACUCACUAUAGUUAAUGCGUUAAGAAUGACAAAAACUAACAAAAAUGAACUAAAUGAAAGAAAAGUAAAAUUCUGAACAUUAAUAUACACGUCUUUUAGCCAAAUUUGAUAACAAUAUUUGACGAGAAUAUAGCGAAGCAGAGCGGUUAAUUGCAUUAAUCUAGAAACAAAAAAACACUUGUCGAUCACAGUUUAGAGGGAGCAACAAAUAUCAAUCGGUUCUGGAAGAUGCGAAAGCUCCGAUUUUUCAACUUCUGACAAGAGUAGACAGUGUUCUGUGUGUUGAUUGAUUAAUAAGAAAAAAAGUGGAAUUAAGUAAAACCAAAACUAAAUGUGAACUUUACCCCCAUUAUAGCGUAACGAAUGUUGCACUGACCCUCUGGUACCAUAGAAAACAUCACAAAAUUACCGUAGGUGGUAAACAGAAGUGAAAACAAAAACAAACUCAGCAUACAGUUCCCAUUCAAAUGGUGGACUUUGGAAUAAAAGUUGAUGAGAAAUUAA